Messenger RNA from Xiphias gladius (swordfish), 4291 nucleotides. Its product is annotated as fatty acyl-CoA reductase 1. The coding region runs from base 244 to 1899 and encodes 551 amino acids. Gene Ontology annotation, molecular function: alcohol-forming very long-chain fatty acyl-CoA reductase (NADP+) activity. Lineage: Eukaryota; Metazoa; Chordata; Actinopteri; Istiophoriformes; Xiphiidae. Gene Ontology annotation, cellular component: peroxisome. The record is from RefSeq and is a predicted model, not a curated record. The transcript has 12 exons. Gene Ontology annotation, biological process: long-chain fatty-acyl-CoA metabolic process.
CUGCCUGUGUCUCAUACUGGUGUGGCAGUCUGUCUGGCCGCGGUAGUCGGCAGACAGACAGACAGGCAGGCAGGCAGACGGGCAGACGGCGGGGCCGAGCCGAGCCGGGAUUUUUUGACGGUGGAAGUAUCCCAGCAGCCAGAGCCCAGGGGCGGCCGGUGGGAGGAGGCAGAGAGUCCGCAGCUGCCGCACCGCACAGCCUCUCUGACAGUCGCGAGAAGAAGGAGCAGCCUGCGCCAACCAAUGUCAACGGAGCUGUCUGAAGGCCGGGACCUCGAGGGGUUAGGAGAGCAGGCACCCGACGGAACAACCAGACCGACAGACAUCUGCAGUGGCGCAGCGGGCAGCGGCAUGACGUCCAUAGCAGAGUACUACGCCGGCAAGAGCGUCCUGAUCACGGGAGCCACCGGCUUCAUGGGAAAAGUGCUGGUGGAGAAGCUGCUGAGGUCAUGCCCCGAGGUCAAAGCCCUCUACAUCCUGGUCAGACCCAAAGCCGGGCAGUCCAUGCAGCAGAGGGUCAGCGACAUGAUGAAGUGCAAGCUCUUCGACCGUGUGCGGGAGGACAACCCCAACUUCCACCGGAAGAUCAUCCCCAUCAGCAGCGAGCUGAUGCAGCCGGGCCUGGCCAUCAGCCCGGAGGAUGUGGAGGAGCUCACCGCCUGCAUCAACAUCGUUUUCCACUGCGCCGCCACCGUCCGCUUCACCGAGCCACUCAAACACGCCCUGCAGUUGAAUGUAAUCGCCACGCAGCAGCUCCUCAGCCUGGCGCAGCGGAUGCACCACCUCGAGGCCUUCAUUCACAUCUCCACCGCCUAUGCAAACUGCAAUCGCAAGCACAUCGACGAGGUCAUCUACCCGCCGCCCGUCGAGCCAAAGAAGCUCAUCCAGUCCCUUGAGUGGAUGGAUGACGGCAUUGUGCGAGACAUCACGCCGCGGCUCAUCGGCGACAGGCCCAACACCUACACCUACACCAAAGCCCUGGCCGAGUACGUGGUUCAGCAGGAGCAGGACAAGCUCAACAUCGGCAUCAUCAGACCCUCUAUAGUGGGAGCCAGCUGGCAGGAGCCUUUCUCCGGUUGGAUCGACAACUUCAACGGGCCGAGCGGAGUCUUUAUAGCUGCUGGCAAGGGCAUCCUGCGCACCAUGAGAGCCAACAACGAUGCGGUGGCUGACCUGAUCCCGGUGGACGUAGUCAUAAACCUCACCCUGGCUGCCGGCUGGUACACUGCCGUACACAGACCUAAAACGGCUCUGGUGUACAACUGCACGACCGGCGGCAUCAACCCGUUCCACUGGGGAGAGAUCGAGCACCAUGUGAUGUCGUCCUUCAAGAGGAACCCCUUGGAGCAGGCUUUCCGCAGGCCCAACGCCAACAUCACCUCCAACUACCUGAUCAACCAGUACUGGAUCCUGGUCAGCCACAAGUUCCCCGCCCUCAUCUACGACCUCUUCCUGCGUCUCUCUGGGCAGAAACCGCAGAUGAUGCGCAUCUUUAAUCGUCUGCACAAGGCCAUCAGCCUGCUGGAGUAUUUCAGCAGCCAGGACUGGGAGUGGAACUCUGAGAACAUGAACAUGCUGAUGAGCCAGCUAACACCUGAUGACAGGAAGACGUUCAACUUCGACGUGCGCCAGCUCAACUGGCCCGAGUACAUUGAGAACUACUGCAUCGGCACCAAGAAGUACGUCCUGAACGAAGACAUGUCGGACAUUCCCGCUGCCAGGCAGCAUCUGAGGAAACUAAGGAACAUCCGCUACACCUUCAACACUCUGCUGGUCAUUUUCAUCUGGAGGGUGUUCAUCGCCCGCUCCCAGAUGGCCCGAAACAUCUGGUACUUUGUGGUUAGCCUCUGUUUCAAGUUCCUUUCCUACUUCCGCGCGUCCAGCACCUUAACCAACUGAGUCUUCCUCACGGCCUCAGGCCAGAGACAGCAGCCCUCGCCUUGAGCGAUCAGCGGGACAAAACAUCCGAGGGUCCGACCAUCCACUAAGGACACUCCAAAUCCUCCUUUAGUGUGGAUUAGCAGGGCUCUCUACAUGUGGGGGCUGCGGUUGAGUGAAGCACUCAGGAGGAGGGAAGAGGUCUACUAGCCAUGAAUUAUUUGUUUAGUUUGGAAAUCUGUCAGCAGCACCUGCACUGUUCAGUCACCAAACCCCGUCCAAAAAAAGUGUUGUCAUUUGUUUUUGAACCUACCGUUUUCUUCUCAACGUGGCCAAUUAUAUAUGCAACAAUAAGCCUUUUGUGUGACUUCCACUAUCUUUUCCACAUCAUCGUUUCCAUCCUCUUGAAUCUAGGUACAUUGCCUUGCCUUGUGAUGAUAUAUAUUUUUUUUUUUCCAUACUUGAAAUAUGGCAGUGCUUCAGUGGAGGACAAUUUCUACAAGAUCAUUGUGGUUCUCUGUUUUUUACUGUGGGGAUAUCCAAUUCCUCUCUUUACUAUGCAGGUGACUUGGAUAUCUGUAUGUCUUGCAUUACGUGUAUCUACUGCCUUUUUAAGAUUACACACACAAACUGACUGGUGGUUACCGGUCUCAGGCUAAUCCCCAGACUAUUGAGACUAGUAUUAAAGUUCAAAUCUGACCUGUAUCAUUAGAGAUACCAAAUCAUACAGAUCUGCCAUCUCUCCUGCUGUUGAGGUUCUCACUUAUUUACUAUCACAAAUGAUAAUGUCAGUAUGUCUUUGAACAUAAACCUUGUUUGUUUGAAUGCUCAUCCACUUUUUGCCUGUUUGUACAGCAGUUUGUACUGAAACUAAGUUUACUACUUUUACAUCUUUAUACUUGCGUCAAAGGCUAGUCUGAUAUACUGUGUGUGGUAGACCUUGGCAGUGUAUUAUAUAUAAAUAAGUGUACAUCAGAGUCAAGUUUAUUUGUAUAGCCCAGUAUGAUACAUUGUACAAUGUUUCCCAACAGUUCCCGACCAAGCCCAAGGUUUCUAAGAGGACAGAAUCUCCCAAAACCUUAGCAGAUGAGGGAAAAACUUACAGAGAGAGAGGCAGCUCAGACAGCUGGCGGUGAAAUAGGAGCCAUCCUGUAGGUGGGAAAAUUACAAAUUAACAUCAAGUAAGAAAUGCCAAAUACAACAUUGGGAUUGUAAUCUAUAAUAUGAUAUAGUGAUAAUAAUCCAAAAUGGCAAAGCUUACGACAGAAUUCUAAGGAAUGGCUUUUUGUUAUCAUCUUUUUAUCUACCUGUUUUUCUAGAAAAUAAUCACCCGGAGAUGUUUUAACAACCCAGAUCAUUAAACAACAAUUAAUGCUGUACCGAAGGUAUUUCCACAGUUCUCAGACUCUUCUAGCCUUGUGGAGGAAAAAUAUAUUCCAUUAGCUGAAGUAUGAAAAAGAUUUUUAAUCUGUUUACCAAAAUCGCAGCUUGGGAGAUGGGUCAAAAAGCCUUUUUAUUUUACGUUGGACAGUAUUGUUUUCAUCCAGAUGGAUAGAAGAGUCUUUGAAGUUUCAGGAAAUACCUUCAGAAUAGUAGUGUUGGGAAUAUUUGAAAACCCAGAAGGUUAAUUAUUAUUUAUCGGGUAAUUGUAAGGAAAAUUAUGGCUACCACUGUGACUCGAAUGUAAUGCUAAUACAUGAGAGCCGUCAAAGUUACAAAGCUUGUUUAAAAUUCUGUUGUAAGAUGGAGUUUUUCCCAUUUCAGCUUCAUCUAUGUGUAAGAAAAGAAAGUUCUGGGUCAACCAGCUUUUGACAGCUGGUAAACAGGACAAAGCAUGGAGCAGUCAUUAUUACUGAUUGCUAUAUAAAGUUGAGUGUCUUCUGCAUAGAAGCAAAAAGCAAGAAUACACCAAACAAAAGUACAUAGAGAAAAGUAGUGUUACAAGUAUGGAGCCUUGAGGGACGACAUACUUUAAUUGAUGGAGAGAUGGACUGCUAUUUUGAAGCAAGACAAACUGUGACCUACAUGUAAGUCUGGACCUAAAUCACAAGAGUGCUAGAUUAUAAACGGAGGACUUGGUUAAGGCCUUCCUGGUAUUAUACCUUUGACCCCAGUUUGAAAGAUCUGUAAAUAGUUUAACUUGCAUAUUAUUCUUAUAGACUACAAAGAACUGUAUUUGACUCUUGAUUUUUGCUUGGUGAGUGUCUUCACAUUCUACCACAGAGCUUCCCACAGAGUUUACCAAAAGUGUGAAGUGUGACAGGCAAGUCUGAUUUUUACUAAACAAACAAGAAAACUGUACAGUAUUGUAUAUGUUGCAAGGUUUGACUCUUGACAGAAUACAAAUACAUAAGUUAUGAGCCUUUAUGGGAGAAAAAGGGACAAAACUAAAUAAAUGUUUAUGCAAAGCCCA